UCAAACUUAUAGAAACCGAAGUUUUUAACGUCCCUCCACAAAGUUGGGCAAAUUCUGUUAAACAUAUAGAAAAAGCAGAACAAUCGUAUAUCCAUAUUGCAAAUAAUAUAGAAAAAAUAAUUAUUAGAACAGGCUUUAUUGCAUAGGCGUCAACAGCUUUUACCAUGCUCUUACCACUUAGCUUAGUCUCCAUAAUCUUCUUUAGUCGCUCUUUAAAGUUGUUGGUGAUCGUUGGUUUCGAUUCUUUUCGAUCGAUUCCUCCUGCUUUCUGGUAUCCUAGGUAUUUGUAUAGUUCAUCCCGUUCCGUUCCUUGUAUGUGCCCUUCUUGCUCUCCUAGUUUCACUCCUUGGUGUCUCCUCCAUUUCCCUAUUUCCCAAACGUUAUGCCAAUAUCUGAACUAAAUUCCCGUAUUAAUUUUAUGUUUCUUUUCAGGUCUUCAUCAGAGGUAGCGUAUACUUUGAGAUCAUCCAUGUAAAGAAGACAGGUAAGUACGGCGUCGUUCUCUAGCUUUUAAUAUUAUUAUCGUAGUAGUGAGGAAAUGGCGCUAAUUUUGCUACUCGAAGAGUCGCAUCACGAUCUAGGCUUAAUGUAUUUAAUUUCAGAACGACGAUAACUCAACUUUAAAACAUUUCUCUGGUAGGAAAAAACCGCGAGGUCCAGACAGGCGCGUGAUCCCGACAAAUCGAGACAUUUAAUUCUUUCAAACACAGUAUUUUACUCGAAAUUUGUCAUUACGCGCGAGUUGCGUCGCGCAUUAUCUGUCGGCGUGAUAAAAAUUUAAAGUUCAAACACGGGACGUCACGCGAGAACUCCUUUAACACAUUUCGGCCGUUAAUCCGCGUCUGAAACCGCGACAAUGCAAAAUCAACAAGUUUGCCGGUUCGGUAUUCAUUGUUUUUGGAUUGUGGACAUGGCUUCGAGCAAAUCUGUAAUAAUACAGAUAGAACGGUGUCUAAACAGGAAAAAGCAAAAAGUAAAUCGGGAGACAGAUAUAAAAGCCGAACGCUCGACGCAAAGGGGACAAUUCGGUCGAGAAUUUUGCCACGCAUAGACUUUUUUCAUUCAUUUCGUAUUUAUGUAGGAAGUCUCGUUUGUUAUCAUUUUCGUACCGUGGCAAAGUUGCGUCGUAUAAUAUGGAAAAGCAAAACAUCAACUACUUCAUCUACUUCGUGGUGGUGGCAGUCAACCUAAUAACCAUGGCCGCGGGAGCCGCGUUCACCUGGGCAUCGCCCGUUCUACCCAAGCUCAGGGACCACGACAGCACCGUAAACCCACUCGGUGAGCCCUUGACGAACUUCGAAGAAUCGUGGAUAGCCUCCAUCAUGAUGAUGGGUGCGUUUACCGGCCCCUUCGCCGCCGGGAUGCUUUCCGAGAAACUUGGAAAGAAAAAAGCCCUCCUCAUCUUCGGGUUGCCGAUGACCGCGUCCCACCUGAUCUGCGCCUUCGCCACCACCCCCAACCUAUUCCUAGUCGCCAGGUUUCUGAUCGGUAUCGGCGUAGGCGGAGUAUUCAGCGUCAUACCGAGUUACGUGGGCGAGAUAUCGGAAGACAACAACAGGGGAGUGUUCGGGAGCAUGCUGGGGCUCAUCGCCGCCUUCGGCCAAAUAUGUUGCUAUGCGGUCGGACCUUUGGUUUCCGUGCGAUGGUUCAGCCUCAUCAACCUAAUACCCUUGGCGCUUUUCUACGUUUUGUUCGGGGUUUUCGUGCCCGGAAGUCCCUACGAUUUAGUACGGCGAAAUGACCAGACGGAGGCGGAAAGAAGCCUCACGAAACUGAGACGGAGGACGGGCGCUCAGGUGCAAAAGGAGCUCAUUUACAUUACGGAAACCGUGGAGACGGACUCCGAGAACCGGGGGAGUAUCUCGGACCUGUUUACCAACAAAUCGGUGUCGAAGGCCAUAAUAAUAUGCUGCGGGCUGAUGGUUUUCCAGCAGUGUUCCGGGAUCUGCGCCGUCCUCGCCUACAUGCAAUCGAUUUUCGAAGUGUCCGGCGCGUCGAUAUCGCCCUUCGACGCGACCAUCAUCAUCUCGACGAUCUCCAUGCUUACCAACUUCGCCAGCUCCAUGCUAAUAGACAGGAUGGGCAGGAAACUACUGCUGGCUAUAUCCUCCUUAAUAGCCGCCCUCUGCAUGUUAACGUUAGGCUUGUACUUCUUCCUCAGAUCCGCGGGACGGGACACAACCUACAUCUCCUGGCUGCCCAUUAUGUCCCUUAUCGCGUUUAUGGUCGCCUUUAACCUCGGUUUCGCCAACAUCCCGUGGAUUUUCUUGGGCGAAUUGUUCCCGUCGAACGUGAAGUCGUCGGCGUCCACGCUGACGGCUUCCGUAUGCUUCAGUCUGUCCUUCCUAAUCACCAUUUGUUUCCCGUUUUUGAGCGCGAGUCUCGGGGAGGCCGGCAGUUUUUGGAUUUUCGGGGGCGUUUUGGUGAUCGGCCACGCGUUCAUCCUGACCGUCGUGCCCGAAACGAAAGGCAAGAGUUUCAAGGAGAUCCAGGACAUGUUGAGCGGCACGCAGAAGCAAAUCGGCGUCUGAUAACAUCGCGCACGAUUGUGUAGCCCAUAAAUGACAUAUUGACUUUUCGUAAACCCGCGAGACAACAUAUUUUUUAAGCACCUAAAUAAAACAAGGCCCGGUGAAAAUAAUUUUUUCUGUACCGAUUGAUUCGUAUGGUAUCGAUUGUGGGAUAAAUUAUUAUUUAUAAGCAUGACAAA
Cylas formicarius (sweet potato weevil) is the source of this 2710-nucleotide messenger RNA. RefSeq names its product facilitated trehalose transporter Tret1-like. The transcript has 2 exons. Gene Ontology annotation, cellular component: membrane. Gene Ontology annotation, biological process: transmembrane transport. The coding region runs from base 1134 to 2531 and encodes 465 amino acids. Gene Ontology annotation, molecular function: transmembrane transporter activity. The record is from RefSeq and is a predicted model, not a curated record. NCBI's taxonomy places the organism in Eukaryota, Metazoa, Arthropoda, Insecta, Coleoptera, Brentidae.